UACUCCAAGUCCACGAUUAGCUUCGCGAGGCUGCUCAAAGCAUGACUGUUCACGGCCGAGGAACCAACCCGCCAAGGCUUGAUUUCAGAGAUUAAUGACGUCACUUGCCUCUCAGCUUUGCUUCGGAAGACUCCUUUUUUGCCCUACAUUCAAGACUCUUCCCGCCUGCUUAUUAAGCAUCUGUGCAAUUGCUACAGUUACGGAGGGCAAGACACGCUCCAGCGGAAGAAAAACCUUUUCCCGCAUUUUCCAAGAAUGCUCGGAUCGGAGAGCUCUUAGUCAGGGCAAACAAGGGCAUGCUCGCAUCAUUGUAUCUGGCUUUGAACCCACCAUCUUCGUUACCAACUGUUUGAUCCAAUUGUACAUAAGGUGCUCUAAUUUACAUUAUGCUCAUAAGGUAUUCGACCACAUGCCUCUUCGAGACACUGUUUCUUGGAACGCUAUGAUUUCCGGCUAUGCCAGGGUUGGGAAUAUGCCAGUAGCGCAGUCAAUGUUUGACUUGAUGCCGGAGAAGGAUGUUAUCUCAUGGAAUUCCUUGAUUUCUGGGUACUUGCAGAAUGGUAGCCAUCACAUGUCAAUUGACAUCUUUUUCCAAAUGGGAAGGGCAGGUGCAGCGUCAGACCAUACAACUUUUGCUGUUCUUUUGAAGGCGUGCUCGGCUUUAGAGAAAUAUGAUUUGGGAAUUCAGAUUCAUGGGCAUGCAGUUGCCAUGGGCUAUGAUCAUGAUGUGAUGACUGGAAGUGCAAUGGUAGAUAUGUAUGCAAAAUGUAAGAGAUUAGGUGAGUCAUUGCAGUUUUUCCGUGAGAUGCCUGAAAAGAAUUGGGUUUCUUGGAGUUCUAUAAUUGCAGGUUGUGUCCAAAAUGAGGACCUUUUGGCUGGUUUAGAAUUGUUCAAAGAGAUGCAAAAAGAGGGAGUUGGGGUGAGUCAAUCUACUUAUGCUAGUGUUUUCAGGUCCUGUGCAGCCUUAUCUGCAGUACGGUUGGGGUCUCAAUUGCAUGCUCAUUCUCUGAAGGCUGAUUUUGGAUAUGAUAUUAUAGUAGGAACUGCAACUGUGGAUAUGUAUGCAAAGUCUGGCAAUUUACCUGAUGCUAGAAAGCUAUUUAACACGUUAAGAAAUCGUAAUUUGCAGUCUUACAAUGCGAUAAUUGUUGGGUAUGCUCGAAGUUGUCAGGGUUUUGAAGCUUUCCAGAUAUUUCGGCUUUUGCUCAAGUCUGGUCUUGGGCUUGACGAGAUAAGCCUAUCCGGCGCACUUAGUGCUUGUGCAGCGAUCAAAGGGUAUUUGGAGGGGAUCCAAGUACAUGGAUUAGCUAUUAAGAGUACUUUUUGGUCAAAUGCCUGUGUGGGAAAUGCCAUUUUGGAUAUGUAUGGAAAAUGUGGAGCUCUGUUGGAAGCUCGCUCUGUUUUUGAUGAGAUGGAAAGCAGAGAUGCUGUCUCCUGGAAUGCAAUUAUUGCAGCUUAUGAGCAGAAUGGAAAUGAAGAGAUGACUUUGUCACUAUUUGUUGGGAUGCUCAGGACAAGAAUGGAACCUGACGAGUUCUCGUAUGGUAGUGUCUUGAAAGCUUGUGCUGGUCGGCAGGUUCUGAACUAUGGCAUGGAGGUCCAUAAUAGAAUAAUCAAAUCUGGGAUGGGGUUUGAUUUGUUUGUUGGAAGUGCUAUUGUGGAUAUGUAUUGCAAGUGUGCAAAGGUGGAAGAAGCAGAGAAGCUCCAUUAUAGAAUGGCGAAACAAACAAUGGUUUCCUGGAAUGCAUUGAUCUCCGGGUUCUCACUGAAUGAACAGAGCGAGGAAGCUCAGAAAUUCUUUUCUCAGAUGUUAGAAAUGGGAAUUAAGCCUGAUCAUUUCACUUAUGCAACAGUUCUUGAUACUUGUGCUAAUCUGGCAACGGUUGGCCUCGGGAAGCAAAUCCAUGCGCAAAUUCUCAAGCACGAAUUGCAAUCAGAUGUAUAUAUAUCAAGCACUCUUGUUGACAUGUACUCAAAGUGUGGAAUUAUGCAGGACUCCAGGCUGGUGUUUGAGAAGGCACCGAAGCGGGACUUUGUUACGUGGAAUGCUAUGAUCUGUGGCUAUGCUCAGCAUGGUCUUGGAGAAGAGGCACUUAAGACAUUUGAGGAUAUGCAACUUGAGGGUGUGAAACCAAACCACUCAACUUUUGUUUCAGUCCUCCGAGCUUGUGCACAUAUGGGGUUUGUUGACAAAGGGUUGGAAUACUUCCAUGCAAUGUUGAGUGAUUAUGGGCUGGAUCCUCAAUUGGAACAUUACUCUUGUAUGGUAGACAUACUAGGGAGAUCGGGCCAGGUUAUUGAGGCUUCGAAGCUUAUCCAGAAGAUGCCUUUUCAGGCUGAUGAUGUCAUCUGGAGGACUUUGCUUAGUAUGUGCAAGAUGCAUAGGAAUGUAGAGGUGGCAGAACAGGCAGUGAGUUCUCUUUUGCAAUUGGACCCUCAGGAUUCUGCUGCUUAUAUUCUUCUGUCUAAUAUUUAUGCUGAUGCUGGAAUGUGGGAUGAGGUGUCAAAAUUGAGGAAAAUCAUGAGGUUUAGUGGGGUAAAGAAAGAGCCAGGCUGCAGCUGGAUUGAGGUAAAGAGCGAGUUACAUAUGUUCGUUAUUGGGGACAAAGCUCAUCCGAGAUGCAAAGAGAUCUAUGGGAAUCUAAAUCUGCUAAUAGCUGAGAUGAUGAAAUGGGCAGGUUAUCUCCAUGAUACUGAUUCUGUGCUAGAGGAUGAGGAGCUAGUAGAAGAGCUUUCACAAUCUGUAGCUUAAUACAUUACCCCAAUUCAUUGACUGCAAAAUGCAACAAGGACAUUUUAAUUAGUCUGCGAUGCGAUCAUCUAGUGAAUAGACCAAACAGCAAAAAUCAUCAGCUUAAGAGACUGACUAUAUUAAGUAUUUUAUGCAGAAAUAAAUAGUACACAGGCCAUAUAUAUCAAACAACAAUGGUAGCAAAACAGACUAUUGAUGUAACGCCCCAUUUUCCCACAACGAGCGUUAACUCGAGAUUUCGGGAAUAUUUUUUUUUUUUUUUUCAACAUCGAACACACAACAUAAGUCUCUCAAUACAUAUACCUUCAUCA
Messenger RNA from Diospyros lotus (date-plum), 3063 nucleotides. Its product is annotated as pentatricopeptide repeat-containing protein At3g02330, mitochondrial. The record is from RefSeq and is a predicted model, not a curated record. NCBI's taxonomy places the organism in Eukaryota, Viridiplantae, Streptophyta, Magnoliopsida, Ericales, Ebenaceae. Bases 95 to 2752 code for a protein of 885 amino acids. The transcript has a single exon. Gene Ontology annotation, biological process: RNA modification. Gene Ontology annotation, molecular function: RNA binding; protein binding.